AUGUCCAGAACGUUCAGAAUGUUGAUGAACAAGAAACUUCAGCAACUGAAAACAGCAUGGAAAUACAUGAAAAGCUAUUUACAACCAUCAGAGUUAGACAGCAAUAAUGAAGAGGAGAAUAUUAUCAAUGAGCGUUCACGUCCAGGGCAAAAAAGAAAGAAAUUAUCAUUGACAGCAGAGCGUAAGACUUAUGUAAAGAAACAACGUAUCGAAACUGGGCUCGAUGAGACAGUUUGGAAAGAACUAGCUGCAAGUUCCAAAUCUGGCAGGACACCAGUUCACAAUAUUUUUAGGGGUGCGUCAGGUCCAACAGGAUAUGCUAAACGGCAUAUAAUGAAACGACAAGUAAAGACAGCAUUUUAUCUUAUCAUUGAUCAUCGUAUAAGGGAUCAUAUAAUAAAACGUACGAAAGAAGAAGCAUUUAGGGUAUCGGGGACUAAGCAAAGAGCUGCAUUUUUUUCAAAAGCAAUGAGCAGGAAUGAUUUUACUGAAAUUAUGAAGUUUAUACGAUUUGAUAAGAAGAGCGAAAGGAGCCAGCGUUUACGAAACAAUAAAUUUGCAAUGGUAUCUACAGUGUGGGACCGAUUUAUAGAGAAUUCACAAAAUUGUUAUAAACCUGGUACAUAUAUUACUGUUGAUGAGCAGUUGUUUCCGUCGAAGACUAGGUGUAGAUUUACCCAGUAUAUGCCGAACAAACCAGACAAAUUCGGCAUAAAAUUCUGGUUGGCGUGUGAUGUCAAUAGCAAGUAUACAAUAAAUGGAUUUCCCUAUUUGGGAAAGGAUAAGAAGAGAGAAAAUUCAAUUUCACUUGGAGAAUUUGUUGCUCUGAAGCUGAUGGAACUAUUCACAGGAUGUGGAAGGAACCUAACAACAGAUAAUUUUUUUACGAGUGCAUCACUGACCACAAAGCUACUCGCAAAGAAACUACAAUCGUUGGAACAAUUCGUGAAAAUAAACGGGAAUUGUUAA
Molecule: messenger RNA, 969 nt
Organism: Bombus impatiens (common eastern bumble bee)
Lineage: Eukaryota; Metazoa; Arthropoda; Insecta; Hymenoptera; Apidae
Product: piggyBac transposable element-derived protein 4-like
Exons: 2
Coding region: 1-969 (322 amino acids)
Source: RefSeq, a predicted model, not a curated record